Podarcis lilfordi (Lilford's wall lizard) is the source of this 4814-nucleotide messenger RNA. The record is from the annotation of a GenBank genome assembly. Lineage: Eukaryota; Metazoa; Chordata; Lepidosauria; Squamata; Lacertidae.
GGCAUUUUCUCUUGGAGCAAUACUCUGCAUAUCCUGAGAAGCACUUUGCCUGCCUGUAACCACUUUUGAUUCUUUCACGCGUAAAGCACUGUCCAGUAAGGCCUGCAGCCUGAGGGGUGAUUCAUGCAAUGAUAUCUUGGGACAGUGUUUCUGAGGCUUGCCAGUGGAAAUAGAAAGAUGGUGGAGAAAACUACAAGCAAGGUACUCAGUGCUGAGGCCAAUGCAAUGAUUAGUGAUUCUAUGGCUACAAUCACUUUGUAGUAGAUACAUAAAAGUGUUGCUAGUACAUCACAUAAAAGUAUUGUGCCAAAGGUAUACAGGUAAUGAGUCGAGUGAAUAAAGCACUUUGCAGUAGAAGCCUAGCUAAUGUUUGGCUUGUGCAUAUUUAAAAAAACCUUCAACCAGAUGGAGUCAUCACAAGUCUCCACAUGCCCUUAUGCUUCUGAAAUAUGAUGCUGCCAGCUACAAUGUGCUUGUUUUUCAAGCCUCUUUAACAUCCUGCUCUUGCUGCUAAUUAUGUUUGGAAUGCAGUGCCUUAAAAAAUACAUUUUCGCUUAAAGUUUUUUUAUGAUGCAAGUUCCAGAACACAAAACAAUCCAAUAGGAUAACAGUAUACUUCCCAAAAAAGUGCAGCAGUUUUCAAACCGUGUUUUAGAGGAAUCUUAGCAUUCCUUUUGUUUCUCUGACAAUAUACACAACUUACAUUUAAAGCGCAUACCCCCUGGCAAAGAGUCAUGGCAACUAGUUCAUUCCUCACAGAGCUAUGAUUCCCAGCACCCUGGGAAUUUGGAAGGGCUGUAGAUCAGUUGUAGUGUAUCUGCUUUGCAUGCAGAAGGUCCCAGAUUCAAUCCUCAGCAUCUCCAGGUGGGGUAGGAGAGACUCCUGCCUGAAACCCUGGAGAGCUGCUGCCAGUCAGUGUAGAUAAUAUUGAGCUAGAUGGAUCAAUGGUUAGGUCAGCGGGAGGCAGCUUCCUACAUAUCCUUAACAAGUUUCCAGGUUUCUUUGAAAAUGUGCUUUAAAUGUAUGGUGUGUAUAUGCACCAUACAUAUAAGGAAGCUUAGGAUUGGUUAUAGCUUCAAUUUCUUUAAAUACUUGUUUCUGCUCUUAUUUCAGUCUACCAAAGUGAGUGGCAAAAGCACGUCCAGUUCUGAACUUCAGAUGGCAGCACAACCUAUGGUACUUUUGUUUUUUCAGUUUUAUCUGGGGUGCAUUUUUCUACACUGGAUGCCAUGCCUGUACAUGUGUUUGCCCUUUUUACAAGACUGGUGCUGCUUUAUGGAGGAAUUUAAGCCAAGCUGCAGCAGAGCUGUGCAUUCGACCCACGGAGAGAACUUUGCUCCGCAUUCCUGGGACUGACCUUGUUCCCUGCAGAUACAGUAAUCAGUGGCUGACUGUACUUUGCUGUCUGCAGCUCAGGGUUGCUGAUGAACUCCAAGCGUGCUAGUCUGCUAGCCCAUUGCCCUUAGUAAGUAUGUGUUCCUUUCACAGCUCUUCCUCCCCGCCCCACCGCUAGCUGUUCAGCACAGCUUCAUCAGUGUCAGAUUCAAUUCUGUUUGUGUACACACCAGGGGGCUUUCAGGGAUGUCUACCCUGUGCAAAAUGAACCUUGGCUAGUAAUGAAUUAGCAAUGGCUAACCCAAUUGGUAUGAGCGGGUUUUCACAGGGAAAGCUCUGGGCAAAGGAGAGCGCUCAGAACUUUAAGGCAUGGAACUCAGUUGGUUAGUGUGUGGUGCUAAGAACUCCAAGGUUGCAGGUUCGAUCCCUGUAAGGGACAUUUGCAUAGUCCUGCAAUACAGGAGGUUGGACUAGGAUGAUCCUAGGGUCCCUUCAAACUAUGAUAUAUGACACGUGCCUGUAAAGAGCAGGGCAAAAAGUAAGUGUGGAUAAGCCCUUUGUCUAGUCUUUAAUGUGCAUUAAUUCUAAUUUGUUUAUGGGGCAGUUCUAUCAGCAUUCUUCUUGAAUUGCUUGCAGGUUGUUUACAUGUCUUCCCAUUCGUCAUUCAUUCCACAUCUUUCAGUGUAUGCCCCUGUCACUCUUCAAACUGCAAUAAGUUAUUAAAAGAAAAAUGUGGAUUUGUUGCACUAGGGGAAGAGAAUUGUUUAAAUGCAUAAACCCCAGGUUCCAGUUUGUGCUGGAAUCACUCACAUAAAAUACUGACCAUCUGGAAGAACCCUAGGUCUCGUGUUCGUCAUUUCCAGUAAUGUUCCAAUUCUGCCUGGUGUUUCCAUUUAACAUUGUUGCUUUAAAGUAGCAAAUACCCCAAGUUAAAAAGUUCUCCAAACAGUUUGUGGUAAGUGCUGAAAGACCGUCCUUGAAUGCUUAACAGGCAGGCCUGUCCCAUGCUUGUUCCCACUAUAUUCUGCUCAGUGUUCCAAAUAACUAUUGUGAUUAAUAGUUAUCAACAGCCCUUGGGGUCAUAGAAGCAUAGAGUUGGAAGGGACCCUGAGGAUCAUGUAGUCCAACCCCUGCAAUGCAGGAAUAUGCAACUGUCCCAUAUCUGCCAUCCAUCAAUUGGUCUAAUCCUUAAUUAUUACUUUUUAAUGUCCCCUCAAAGCUAUUGACUAUCACAACUUUGCAAAGGAGUGUUUUCCUCUAUUGGUUCUGAAUCUACUGCCAGUUAAUUGCACUAGGUGAAUCCGAGCUCUAUUACUGGGGGCCUCAGUACAUGUCUGGACUCCAGUCAGAAUGGGAUUCUCAACUAAGAAGCUCAUAAUUGUGGAAAGAGGGGAAAUGGAGUGUCCCCCAGUGCAGCACAAAACACUGAAGUCAAAAGCCUGCUAAGGAAAACAUGGAUCUUUUCCUCAUGGGACAGCAAGUAUUUUACAUGUGCGUUGUGCGAUGCCACCAAUCAGCUUUCUUGCUAACACUCUUGUUGAAUUCUCAAAGCUUUAUUUGUUGUUGCACAUUUUGGCCAAUAGGAAUAACGUAGCAUUGAUGAAAAUCACAUUUUGCUUAAGGUAAUUUAUGCUGUUGACGGCAAAGCAUGAUCUUCCAAGUACUGCUUUUCCAAGUAGAUAUGGCCUCUGCGUAUGUGUGUCUUCUUCUUAAGGGAAGAUGGCAGCCAGCAGUGCUCCACCAGCUGUCACUGCAGCUGUGGUAGCAGUGGACAGCCCAGCAGCACCUAGAAGAUGAUCAAGACACACAGUUAUUGUGAUGAAGAUCUCAAGGUGCGGAGACUGGCUCUGCCAAUCAUGUGGUUCUUGUCCUGAGAGCAGCAGACAUACCGACUGACUGAAGCGCAGCAACAGCGCUCCCAGCUGCUACUCCUCCACCAUUGGCGAUGGCUGCUGCCGACAUCAUUUUUGCAGCCAGAGAGCCAGCUGCAAUUCCAGCUCCAGUGAAGCCUGCUGCUCCCAGUGCUACUGGUACAGCAAUCGUGGCCACUGCUGCAAGAACACAGAAUAAGUUAUGUUACAUGAUAGAAGUAGGGGAACUGACUACGAUAAAUCAUCAUCAUCAUCAAACCUUUUAUUGGCAUCACAUACAAACAUCCAAAACAAAUCAAUACAGAAUUACCACUUCCCCAGUGGCACAAAACAUUUGCUAAAAGAAAGGAGGCAGAGCAGACUGUCAUCACAUCUCUAGGUCUCCAGGGAGAUCUGACAUCUGCAGUGUAUUUCAAUGGCAAAAAACCAAAUAGCUAUAUUUAGCCACUAACUUGGUGAGCUCCUGAUCAUUCCCCAGUAAAUGAAAAUGUAUGACCUCCAACUCUGGUUUCCAUUUGGGGAUACAGAGAUGAAAGUUGAAAAUAAAGAGGGAAACAUGUUUUCUCUGCUGCUGCUGUUAGUUCUUGUCGUUCAGUAUCCCACAACCUAGUUUUUAAUAUAGCCUUGGCAGAUGGUAGGGACAUCGAUCGCAAAAGUUCCACUGACAGCCUGAGUUGCAGUACCUUCUUGUUAAACUGUUGUAGCUCUGGGGAAAGAAAGGGAUCUAACAAAACAUCGCUGAGGAGAGGAUCUUUAUCUGAUGUAAGGCAGAUGUUUAACCAGGAUAGAAGAAAUCUCGCCCAGGCGACAGCCUCUACCUUGUGUUGACCUCCCUCUAGACACAAGGCUCCAUAGGGUGCACAGCGUGGGACUACUACGAUAUGUAGAUAUUUGCUUAAUGCAGAAAGGGCAUCCAAAGUUUGUUAAAUUUAAUGCUGUUGGCUAUCCCUUCAGUUAUUCUGUUUUGAUAUGCCAGAUGUUCUGUCAAAGCCAUUUCACAGAUCUCAUCAAGCCAGACUUUCAUUGUGAACUCCACCAUUUCCAAUGACUUGCAAGCUUCAUUCAUGCUGCUGCAAGCAAAAUAAUCACCAAAAUUUGCCCAACUGGAAAUCCAGAUUACUUACCCAAGCCGGCUGCACCUCCCAAAGCUGCAAUUACUGAAAGAGAGACUUGUUUUAAUAAGAUAUAAUGGAUCUCAAGUACAUAUACAGUCAUACCUCGGAUUACGAACGCUGCAGGUUGCGCGUUUUCGGGUUGCAGACCGCGCAGAACCCAGAAGUACCGGAACAGGUUACUUCCGGGUUUUGGCACUCAUGCAUGCGCAGAAGCACAAAAUGACAUCACGCGCAUGUGCAGAAGCUCUGGAUUGCAUCAUGCGCGUGCGCAGACGCGGCACUUCAGGCUAUGAACACUGCGGGUUGCGAACGUGCCUCCCGCACGGAUCACGUUCGCAACUGGAGGUAUGACUGUAAAAUGCAAAAAAGCAUCAGGUGAGCUACAACUAUGAUGGGCAUAUUUGUCAGUUUCAUUUACUUUCUGUUCCUCAUGUUUUCCAAUCUCAGGUUCCGUUCACAUUUCCAUAUCAGCUUGAUUUAAAAACAAACGCAC